AGCCCCUCCAUUGGCCAGCUCCGUAAGGUGAGGAACCUGUGAGGGGAUAAAUCGGAACGAAGGAGUUUACGCAGGCAGCGCGCUAGCCUAGAGAGAGCCCGGAGCCUGCGAGCGAGGCCGCCAGGACCACGCUGCUGGCCAUCAGCCUACAAAGACAUGACCACCAACGCCAGCCCCUUGCACCCAUACUGGCCUCGACACCUGAGGCUGGACAACUUUGUGCCUAAUGACUGCCCCACUUGGCAUCUCCUGGCCGGCCUCUUCUCUGUCUCUGGGGUCUUGGUUGUGACCACGUGGCUGUUGUCAGGUCGUGCUGCGGUCGUCCCCCUGGGGACUUGGCGGCGACUGUCCCUGUGCUGGUUUGCCAUAUGUGGGUUCAUUCACAUGGUGAUUGAGGGCUGGUUCAGCCUCUACCACGAAGACCUUCUUGGAGACCAAGCUUUCUUGUCCCAACUCUGGAAAGAGUAUGCCAAAGGAGACAGCCGAUACAUCCUGAGUGACAACUUCACAAUAUGCAUGGAGACCAUCACAGCUUGCCUUUGGGGACCACUCAGCCUAUGGGUGGUAAUCGCUUUUCUCCGCCAGCAGCCCCUCCGCUUUGUCUUACAGCUCGUGGUCUCUGUGGGUCAAAUCUAUGGGGAUGUGCUCUAUUUUCUAACAGAGCACCGGGACGGAUUCCAGCAUGGGGAGCUGGGCCACCCACUCUACUUCUGGUUUUACUUUGUCUUCAUGAAUGGCCUGUGGCUGGUGCUGCCUGGAAUCCUCGUGCUCGAUUCUGUAAAGCAGCUCGCUCAUGCCCAGAGCAUGCUGGACACCAAAACCACAAUAUCCAAGAGCAAGCUGAACUAAUAAGUAGUAGGCUGGGCUUGAACACUGGACGAUGAGGAACCCUCCACCAGGAAGAAGAGUCCAGUCCCAUAGGUUGGAGGGACAAAGCAAAUUGAUCUGUCAAACUCGGGUUAAUGGGUAAGCACCAGAAGGGCCAGAGGCAGGGACAAAAAAGGAGCUGUGUGGAGCUACGGCCAGGAGCCACUGGGACAAAGGUACAGAAGAAACUAGAAGGGCCAUAAUGGUGGCAGUUUUUAAAAUCAGGAAAUAAAAGAUCUUGACCCUAA
Leptonychotes weddellii (Weddell seal) is the source of this 1115-nucleotide messenger RNA. It is a transcript of the gene EBP, whose product is annotated as EBP cholestenol delta-isomerase. The record is from RefSeq and is a predicted model, not a curated record. Gene Ontology annotation, molecular function: steroid Delta-isomerase activity; C-8 sterol isomerase activity; cholestenol delta-isomerase activity. Gene Ontology annotation, biological process: cholesterol biosynthetic process. Gene Ontology annotation, cellular component: membrane; endoplasmic reticulum. NCBI's taxonomy places the organism in Eukaryota, Metazoa, Chordata, Mammalia, Carnivora, Phocidae.